AUGCAAAAACUUGACAUGGCUACAGUUGCCACUGGCUUAUACAAUAUACUUUGCUUCACUCUUUUGCUGAUUCUUAACCUUUUAGGAUCACUAUCAUCGGAAGUGAUUUUGGUUAAGGACAAUUUGUUCACCACAGAGGAGAUUCGAGAUAUGAAGACUUUGCUGUCGCAUGAGGAAACAUUCUGGGUAUUCAAACCGAUCAGUCAAGAGAGUUCAUAUGAUAUUCCCAAUGAUAUCCAGGGCAGUUUAUCACGAGCCAGACAAGCUAACACCUGCUUCUCUUGGACUACCAACCUACCUUUUGAAACUUUUAAAAAUUCUUCACCUUGGAGGAAACUUACAGAAACACUUUCGUCAAACUUUGAAGCAAAAGGUGAUUACAGGAUACUGGGAUUUGAAGGAAAAAUUAACGUCAGAGGAACCCAUCUGUGUGGUGAGAAGUCGAUUGUGAAUGAACAAGAUUUUGAAAGCUUUGUGGCUGUUAUUUUUCUUGUAGAUUGGAAACGCAAUAGUUAUGGUGAAUUGGUUAUUUACAAUCAUAAAGGAGAAAUACUGAAAGCUGUGUAUCCCAAACAAGGUAGGCUUGUAGUCUUUCCUUCCACUCUCGAACAUGUUCUCAAGCCACCGUCGAAUGACCUCUCAGGACGCUUGUACGUAAUGAAAUUCCACAUAUCAGUGUCUGGUAAAACACAGAAAAUUGGCACCACAGCUGGGGAAAAGGCCCUUGGUUUUAGUCAAUACAUUCCCAGUUUUAAACAUCUGACUAAAGCUGAUGCUCUUAAUGUGGAAAAGGAAGUUAUUAAAGAGUUUAUUACUAGAAAUUUUACCACCAGUGACGGUCGACACGUCGUUGUGUUUGAUGAUGUUGUUCCUGCAAAAGAGCUUGAUGCUCUGAGGUAUACAAUCGUUAAUAGUGGAUACAAUGACAAUGCUGCUGGUGUGGAUAGUACAGAUAAUGUGCAGUGGAUAAUGGCAUUUGAAGUUGAGGAGUUUGUACAAACCUCUUUAUGGCAACUAGCCAGUCAAAUUAUAAGAGCUGUUUCGGGUAAAGAAGGCUACUACCCUUAUGACAUUGGUUGCAAUAAUAUACAGAAUAUGGACACCACAACAAUUCACACAGACUGUGCAUCUCAUGAGAAUGAGUUUACUCUGCUGAUUUAUCUCAAUCAAAAUUGGACUGAAAACCAUCAUGGUGAAACAGUAUUCUUUAAUGAUGAGGAGAGUGAAGUUAUAUUUGCAGUUAGACCAAAAUAUGGGCGUGUUGCUGUUUUUCACGGGACAAUUCCUCAUAGCGCUCGGCCACCACCAGUGACAUUUGCAGGUAUGCUUUCAAAUAAGAAGUGACAGCUUCUGCUGGUGAAAUAAAUUUACUAGUGGUUAGGGACAGAAUGGGGUAUCAUUAUUGUUAAGCAAUGUAGUCUCAACUCUCAAUGUCAAUUGUCGCACCCACUUUUUACGUAAACCUUUCUUGAAAUAGCUGUGUCCUGGAUCAGGGCUAGGCCCCAUUAGUUUUUUAUUAUUUUGUUUUCUGUUUUGGAUAGAGGGAAAGUGACGUAAAACAAAGCAAAAAAUAAACCCUACCCUGAAUCUGAGUUGUCAAUAUUACUGACUUUAGUUCCUGUUAUUUUUCCCUCUGUUACUUAAGGUAAUUCUCUGUAAAGGGAUUUACUGGGAUUUACUUUUAACUGACUUGCGUGCAAACUGUUUGAACUUGGACAACCCUAAAAAUAAGCCCUUAAAAAUUGUUAUCAUGCAGCAAACCCAUAAAUAUUUGGGAAACUGAGAACCUUUUAUUUGUCUGAGCUAUAAUCUUUCAGCAAUGUGAUUUUAUAUAAAACUGUCUGAAUUCUUGCAAACAGUGUAAGAAAACUGAACAGCAAGAUCAACUCGUUCUCUCCUAUUGCUCUAAAUGCAGCAUUUUGGUGUCAUUUCUAAUAAACAAUGCAACUUCUACCAUCCAAAUUUUUUUCUCCUUAAAAGAUGUUUUUCAUUUACCUAUUACGAAUAAAUAACACUAAUAAAAAGGGGAGUCACCAUGCUUGUUUCAUUGGAAGAUGACAAGAAAGCCGGGGAAAUUUUGGCUUCAAAUGAUCAUUUUACACAAUGGGCCUGUAAAGAGUUUCAAGAACAUCACCGUUUUAACCCAGAGGAUCGAGUUAACAAACACUAAAACUUUUGGACUACAAAAGCAGCCUUUGUUACCUGGCAAAUUAGGCAGCUGGUGAAAAUUGCCUCCACCUUUGAUGUUGCAGUAUCAUGCACAGUGGGCGAUGCGCAGUGCAAAACUAGGGAAAUACCUUAACCAAAUGAUUUUCUAGAAAGUGCAAAAAUGGCACAAUAGCAUUAUCAUAUCAUGGAUAAAAUUUCUUCUUAUUUUCAUGUAAUUGUGACUACUGUAGAUAUGAAAGGACCAUUUCUCUGUUCAACGCUAAGUCAUUUAAAUCCUUAAUUAUAUUUGAAUUUCUCAUAACACUUCUGUUUUUUUGAUGUGAGGGAUGCUGAGCUGAACUUACUAUAACUAACAUUUUAGUGCUUUGUUGCUGAGACUAAAUGGUUUUCAAAAUAUUUAUGUAAAGUGCUACUUCAAAGUUGAAAUGUUAUACGUAAACUUCUCACAUUGCUGCUGUUUUCUAUUAUAUUCUUCAGGAGCAAGAUUAAGUUUUGCAGUCAAAAUGUCACCAUCUAAGGAAAUUGCAGAAAGAAAGUCCCUUUCUGUGGAAACUGACAUUUUUCAUGAAGCUUUGGAGACACUACAAGGAACUGAAGUGGAAAGAGUAAGGAACAUUCNG
This is a messenger RNA of Porites evermanni, 2789 nucleotides long. Lineage: Eukaryota; Metazoa; Cnidaria; Anthozoa; Scleractinia; Poritidae. The record is from the annotation of a GenBank genome assembly.